Messenger RNA from Scatophagus argus, 3368 nucleotides. RefSeq lists its product as uncharacterized. The record is from RefSeq and is a predicted model, not a curated record. Lineage: Eukaryota; Metazoa; Chordata; Actinopteri; Scatophagidae. Gene Ontology annotation, biological process: T cell activation; interleukin-15-mediated signaling pathway; positive regulation of ERK1 and ERK2 cascade. Gene Ontology annotation, cellular component: membrane raft; external side of plasma membrane. The transcript is spliced from 9 exons. The coding region runs from base 1574 to 2680 and encodes 368 amino acids. Gene Ontology annotation, molecular function: MHC class II protein binding; protein tyrosine kinase binding.
ACUCAAACUUUAGAGACUCAGACUUUAGAGACUCAGACAGUAACGAGAACAAGACAGACUGAGAAUCACGAUGGACGAGUUCAAAUAGAUUCAAAUGUCUUCAUUUGUUCUCCUGACGCUUCAGUUUACAGGUAAGAUUCCACACAUCACAUCUACAAAACAACAACUUCAUCUAAACUAUUAAAAAUGAGUUACCGUUGUUAACUGACGUGCUCUGAUCAGGCUUUGGAGAGUGGUAAUACUUCCCACGAUGAACUUAGUUUUCCAUGAGCCCGAAGAGCAUGUGUUGAGUGUGUGAGAGCUUUAUCUGGUCAUUCACAAAACAAAACACUUCCCCAUCAUUCCCCCGUUAAUAACACCAAGCUGCAGUGAGGAACCAACAGUUCAAACUGAAUCACGUAUCAUGAGUCUCAGGCGUCAGAUACUGAUGGGUGUGGUGUUGUCACGUUUGUGCGUCUGUGUGGUGUCAAACACCACAGAGACUUUUCUACUCGGCUGUAUUUUAGGGCCAUAGUCGCACAGUCCCAGCACAGCUUAAUGCGGCCAGAUAGGACACAUUUUUACACGUAUUUUCCUUACCAAACAGAAAAGUCUGACUUUACACCUUCUGAAUUCACGUUUCUCGCUGAACUGCCUCAUGAACUCGCUGUAAAACACACUUCAUUCGCAGGAGACAGAAACUAAACAAAACUCACCGAAACCAUCUUGGUUUGUCUUUCCACGAUCACAUCUGGUUUGGUUGAAGUAAAUUCUCAAGUCACCAAGUAAGAUGUAAAUAUUCUGGCUUCACGUGCCAUUUUCAUGCACUGCUGAUGUCCGGAUCUCUAUGCUCCAUGUUCCAGAUCUUCUCAUCCCCCUAAGUCAUCAAACUGACCUCUGUAGGCUUCUGAGGCCAUGUCCUGUCUCAGUCUGGUGUCCAGGUGUGUUCACUGGGCCCCUGUGCCCACUGUGACCCCACCCAUGAUCCGAGGCUGGGGCCCAGGCUACGACUACUGAGCUACUAGAUGACAGUAGCUAAAGCUACAGCCAAGGAUAACGAGGCAAAGACCAUAUUGAGCAGCAGUGUUGGAGCUGCCUUCAAAUUCUGGCCAUAUUUUACACAUUUUUAGUCUGAUCACUUUACUGCUGAAAUACUUUUUCUUUGAGCCUUUUUAAUUUACUCAGCUCAGCCUGCUACCCUGAGAAUUCAGUUGUAAUCAGAAUUAGCUCUUAAAAUUCAAAUACUUUAAAGGGCACAGAAAGCAAGAAAAUCACAUGAUUCCAUUUCAGACGCAGUAUGAAUGCAGUUUGAUUAUAAACAGGAAGUGCUUUGACUCUGGAAAACCACAAGGAUGAGUUUGGUCAUCACUCACCAUAUUUAUCUGUGGGGCUGAAUAUGUCAUGUCCUUUAUCUCCACACUGAACCACAUCUGACUUUUAAAUACAUACAGUUUACAGAGAUGAAGCAAGAUGUGCACAGAAUGAGGAAGUGACACUUUAAUCAUACAGGAAGUAAACGCUGCGUCUCCCUUAAAGAAGAAAUACCUCAGAACCUUUGACAGUUUAGGGCGUGCGAGCAAAAGAGGGAAACACGAUGGCUGAAUUCACAUGGAUUAAAACGUCUUUAGUCGUGAUACUGCUGCUCCCGUUUACAGCUGUAAUCGGAGAACAUCAAAACUUCUCUGUGGCCAGAGUUGGAGAGGAAGUCACUUUGCCUUGUGAAAAUGUGUUAAAAGAUCAUCACAGAUGUGACAGCACUACAUGGAUCACCAAUCCUCGUGAGAAAAAAACAACAAAAGAGCUGGUUAAUCUCGGGCAGAUUAGGAAAAAUGAGAUUUCCAAAGACAAAUCAGACAGACUGAAUGUGACAGCAGGUUGUUCUCUGGUUAUAACAAACGUCACAGUCGAGGACGUCGGCCGUUACACCUGCAGACAGUUUAACAAGACAGGAAAACAACAAGGUCCAGAUGAUCCGGUUUAUCUGUCUGUUAUUAACUUGGAGGAACAUCAGACGAAUGAUUUGGUCAGGUUGGUCUGCUCCGUGUUGACAUAUGAAGGCUGUGGAUACUCAGUGAAGUGGCUGCAUGAUGAUGAUGAUAAGAGUAACGUGAUGCUGACACCUCAUGCCUGUGGAGCUUCUGUGGAGUUUAAAACUGCUCAUCACAAACACAAAUCAAACGUUUAUGACUCACUAAAGUGUAGCGUGACAGAUCAAAGGAGUGGACGAACGUUCCUGUACGAAGUUGACCCCGAGUCCUCAUCAGGAAUCAAACCAACAGGAGGACAGAAAACACCGUCUGCAGGGGAUUCAACUGCAGAACCGUGGAAGUGGUGGCACAUCGCUGUGGCUGUUUGUUUGGCUGCACUGCUACUUCUAAUCUUUGUGUUGGCCAUCAGAUGGAGGAAAACAAAAGGGAACAAAACACAGAUGGAUGAAAACAUUAAACAGACCUUAAAUCCUGCACUAACUCAGUCUGCACCGGAAACCAGUCAGGACAUGGCUGAUCCUGAAGAUUGCAUUUCUUAUGCUUCCAUCAGCUACACCAAGAAGAGCAGCAGCAACGCUCAGGUGUGUGGUAAAGAUGACAACGAUGAAGGUGCAGGUGCAGUGACAUACAGCACUGUGAAAGCUCGCUCUUCUUGUGCUGGAGCCUCUGCUGAGCUCAACAGCCUCUACGCAACCAUCAACAAGCCAAACUAACAAAAGGCCACAGUGUAGUUACAACUCGUAUCAGUACAUUCAUUUUACAUCGAAAACUAAACGUGAAACCUGUCUGUUAUUCCCUCAUACUGUGUUGUAUUGUUGAAUUGCAUAUGCACUCUGCACACUGCAGAAUCCUGCAGAGCAUUUAAUAUUUAUUUAUUCAUGUGCAUCAUGUGUCCACGGGUUUUUCUUUUACAGUCACUUUCAGGAAGUCAAACCUGGCAUCCCUGUGGCUGUUUAUUAUGGCUUACUUUCCUGUGUUGCUGUAAACACAUUUUUGUCCAGAGGGGGGAGCUGUAAGUUAAGUUACUAUUGCAGUGUAAAAGUAACAGUCCAAUAUUCAUAUGGCUGUUUGACAUAUAAAAAUGAUACCAUUUGCUCAAUGAAUCGCUGUCAGACACAUUUUUGUGGUGUGAUGUGUGUACUGGUGAGUGAUAGUUCAAGGGGAGGGAUUUUUUACAUUUUUUUUGUUUUUUAGUUUUUAUUUUAUUUUUAACUUUCACAAAGCACAUUUCCUCUGUAGUUGCGUUAUAUGCAAUUGCUUACCUCUGAAAUAUCAUGCUGUCAUUGUGCUUCCAAGCGCAUUUUGGACCUUUUAUUAAAAGUGAAAAUCUGUCUGUGUUUUGUGAGGUGUGUGAUAGAAAACAGUUUUAUUGGUGUUCUCCAAUAAAUUGUAGUAAAUGUA